Macadamia integrifolia is the source of this 502-nucleotide messenger RNA. RefSeq names its product metalloendoproteinase 5-MMP-like. Gene Ontology annotation, molecular function: zinc ion binding; metalloendopeptidase activity. The transcript has 2 exons. Bases 109 to 402 code for a protein of 97 amino acids. Gene Ontology annotation, cellular component: extracellular matrix. NCBI's taxonomy places the organism in Eukaryota, Viridiplantae, Streptophyta, Magnoliopsida, Proteales, Proteaceae. The record is from RefSeq and is a predicted model, not a curated record. Gene Ontology annotation, biological process: proteolysis; collagen catabolic process; extracellular matrix organization.
UUAAACUUCACCAACAAUUUCGAUGAAAACCUAGAAUCAGCUCUCAAGCUAUACCAGAAGAACCUCAACCUAAACACCACUGGUAAACUCGACAACAACACCGUACAAAUGAUCGCCCGACCCAGGUGUGGCGACGCCGACAUCAUCAAUGGCACCGCUUCCAUGAAUUCCGGCGAGCCCUCGCAUACGACCCACCACAACCUCACUAGCGCAUUCUUUCCGGGAAAACAGUUAAAAGAUAACGCCAUAGCCGUGUUCACCCGUGCUUUUCAACGAUAUCACGGCGACGGUGAAGCGUUCGAUGGGAGGUUGGGGACGUUGGCCCACGCCUUCUCGCUUACCAGUGGAUUGUUCCAUCCGGACCGUGACGAAGAGUGGGUGGUGGAUGAAGAUGUUACGUAGUCAACGUCGUUCACGGCCAUUGAUUUGGAAUCAGUUGCAGUACAUAAAGGGAAUACAGAUGCUCUACGGUAAUAAUCCCACGUUCCCACUCAUAAGCAUA